Molecule: messenger RNA, 555 nt
Organism: [Torrubiella] hemipterigena
Lineage: Eukaryota; Fungi; Ascomycota; Sordariomycetes; Hypocreales; Clavicipitaceae
Source: the annotation of a GenBank genome assembly
AUGCCUCAGCGCUCCAAGACCUCGUCAUCAUCAAAUGUUUCGAAAUCUAGCAGCGGCGGCGGCGGCUCGUCGCGCAGCGCUGCCAAGCGUCUAGUCAAGGAGCUCAGCACCUGGAACGAAGAGCAAAAGGACGAGCGCGGAAUCGAGCGCCUCGGUCCCGUGAACGAUGAAGACCUCAUGGUCUGGGAGGCUGUAAUUAAUGGCCGAGAGAUUGGCCACGGUUACGACGCUGGUCGCUGGCUAAUUCAUAUCGAUAUCCCCGACACAUACCCGCUCGCUGCGCCCAAGAUGCGCUUUGUUACGUCCAUUGUGCACCCGAACAUUGCGCUCGACACGGGCGAGAUCUGCCUCGAUCUGCUCAAGGAUGCCUGGACGCCCACGUACAGCGUGCUGGAGUGCGUCAGGGCUGUGCGCAUGCUGCUUUCGUACCCGGCCACAGAUAGCCCGUUGAAUGUCGACGUUGCUGCGCUGCUGCGUGGCGGCGAUGUCCUGGGCACGAGAAAGCUGGUCGAGUACUACUGCUCAGAGCCGGAGGGCUACUACAACGGUGCCUAG